Molecule: messenger RNA, 613 nt
Organism: Hermetia illucens (black soldier fly)
Lineage: Eukaryota; Metazoa; Arthropoda; Insecta; Diptera; Stratiomyidae
Exons: 3
Coding region: 10-561 (183 amino acids)
Source: RefSeq, a predicted model, not a curated record
UUUAGUGAGAUGAAGCCGAACGAGGGAGUACUUUUCUGUACUAUUUUAUUGUGGAUUACUAAUCCAGUGAAAGGCAGGAACUCCAGAAAUAACAUUUUUCAAACGGAGUUAACUGAACUGAACGUCGAUGCGGAUCCGGAAAUGAUGAUCAUUUCACAUAAAAUAACAAAUAAAACUUUUCUGGAUGCCAACGUCACUAUGCUCCAACCUAUUGCAAGAGGGAAUACUUUAUUCUCAAUGUUAAUAAGAAUACAUUCUGGUGCUGGUGAUUUCUAUCAAACUUUACUCAAAUACUCUAGUGAAGAUUUUUGUGAACAUUGGAUAACUGCCUCGAAAGACCCCCUUUUGAGGCUUGCCCUUGGAAGAGCUCGACAAUUUACCAAUAUAAAGGGAUGCCCCCUGGAAGCUGGGGAAUACUAUUUCCGCAACUUUACAGCGAAUGGCAUCAUACCGGUCGGUAUUAUUCCUGAUGGUGAAUAUAUUAUUAAUGCCUCACUUCACCAAAAAAACCUUGCAAACGGGAAGGUCAAUAUAUCUUUAGUAGUGGUUGUUAUAAAUUAGUAACUAUGUUUUGUACGUAUACCAAAAAUAAAUGCUUUCAUUUCGAUAUUAA